AAGUCGUCUUUUCUCUCCACUGUUGGGUGUACACUAUUUCCGCCAUGAAGCGCUUUGGUCUGUGGAUGUUACUUAUGUGGCAGUUGGUCCCAGCAGCUGCAGCCAACGAGGACAUUUUGAUUAUAACGUCUGUGCCUGAUGUGAACGUGACUUUAAACUGCGCUGCAAAGAUAAAGCCCGGUCUGCAGUACCACGCAGUCCGAUGGUACAAGGAGACUGGAGUCCCUCGUCUGAGCGGGCUGGUGUCCAAAACGCUCCCUGAUGGUCAGAUGAUGUGGUACGUGGACGCAGACACGCGGGUCUCUCUGGAGGAGGGGACUCUGAACCUGCGGCUGCCCACAGUGACGUGCUCUGACCAGGCAGUGUACCAGUGUUACCUGGCCGCACCUGUGGGGGAACAGAACAGGAAGGGGAGAGUACGCCUCAGUGUAACAGGCUGCCCCACCGUUAAACCAGCCCCCGCAGUAGAAGCAGAGCAACACAGAGGCACUCACAUAGAGAGCACCCCACUGGAGCCACAGCGUUUAAUGACGAGAGAGAACCUCAUCUUGUGUGGAGCCGUGGGACUGCUGCUUUCUGCUCUCAUGCUUUUUUUGUUCAGCUGCAGAAGCCUGAAGAAAACAUUAUGGACCCAAAACAAAACUCCAGGAAAGGGGCUGUACCCGGAUCCGAACUCUCCGCCGGAAAAGCAGGAUUUACUCUGGAUCCAAACGCUGGGUCCUCCGCCAAAGAAAUUGGAACCCACAGCAGCUUAAAGGCGCCAUAUUUGAACUUUACUUUUCUUUACUGUCAAACUCCUAUACUAGAAACGUAUAACCCAAGACGCACAAAUAUGAGGUUUAUUUUUAUAUUUUGGUUAUCUGACUGGUUAAAAUCUGUGUUAGUGAGCACCUGCCUUCAGCUCCUGUCACACUGCACUUUUAAUUUAAUUUAGCAUGCAAGCUUCUGGAGGUAUUUACGCUAAUGGGUUGAGUUCACAUGACAUAGAAUCCCUCUUUAACCUGAGCUGCAGACAGGUCAGAAUCCUCAGGAGUUUGUUGUUUAACUGUCAGACUACAGAUGUGUUAACCUGGAUUAUGGUUAACAUGACUGUAAUUGCUGGACCUAUUCACAAAAAGCGUUGCCAUUGCUUAGCCGCAACGACGUGAGUGUUGUCAUAUUAAUCUUAUGGCUUAAAGUUGGCACAGAGAUAUAAACCAUAAACCAGGUCAAUACAUCUGCAAUCUGACAGUUACAUGGGAAACUCAACGUGAGGAUGACCUGACCUGUCUCCAGCUCAGUUUGAUAGAGCUUUAGAUGUUGAAAUGUCACGUGAACACAACCUAACGUUUGUGUUUGUGUGUGUGUGUGUCUGUGGACGGCGAGAGAGCUGUGGAUAGAGUGAGAGACACACACAUGUAGCAUAUUGAGCACGUCGAGCAUGUGAUGUUUGAGGUUAUAGUGGUAGAAAUAGUUUAAUUUGCUGUUAAAAGUACUGCCUAUGAUCAAUUGGGCCGGUUCAGCGGGAGGACUGAGGGCCAAUAAAACUGGUCUGAGGGCCGCGUUUGGUCCCCGGGCCAUAGUUUGGACACCCCUGACAUAAGGCGAAGUACACAGUGCAUGUGUACUUUUUGUAACUGUUGUAGUCUAUUCUUUUGAGGAAACCAGAGUGUAUGCAUAGUUGUGUAUGUUUUAGUGUGAAUGAAUUCUAAUCAUACAUGACUGUAUAACAAAAGUUUCUCAGUAGUUGUAUAGAAAAUGUCAGAAGGAAGUGUGGAAAAACCCCCCCAAAACAUUUCCUUUUUAUUUAACAAGUUUGAAUUCUGUCAACUGAGUGAAUAUGGAACAAGUUACUGGAUGACAGAAUUGAACUUGUGUUUUCUAUUACAUAAUUUAUUAUUAUUAUCAUCAUUACAUAAUUUAUUAUUAUUAUCAUCAUUACAUAAUUUUCAUGUAUAUGUGUAGUCUUGAUUGCACACUGUGGCCACUCAUCCUCUCUGUAAAAGCACAGUUUCACAGUGAUAUGUUUUUUUUCAUGGAGGUGAAUUUGGCCUCUAACCAAUAAUGGUGCAGUGCAAUCUCAUUUUAUCUCUGAAGUUUUAUAAUACUUCUUUCAGAGAUAAAAUGUGACUUCUACUAUUAUGGUAUAAACUGUCCUUUCAUGAGCUAAAUAUUCAGUUGGGAGUGACAUGAUGAACUUUUUAUGGGUUUAAGGCAAAAAUGUGGUGUUUUUGUGACAGGAAGGGCAUCUGACACAGCGAGACUUUUUAGGUAAGAAGUUCACUGUGACAGGAGCCGACAGGUGCUCACAGAUACAGAUUUGAACUAGACCAGACAUAAAAGCUUGUUUAUUUGUAUAUAAAAAUGCUAAAACAGGACUAAACCAGGACCACCCUAGAUCCUAAAGUCUAAACAAGGUCUAGUACUGUUCUGCAAAUUAUAUCCUCCAACAAUUUUAAUGGUAUUAGUAGUAGUGGUAGUAGUAGUAGUAAUAGUUAUAGCAGUAGUAGUAAACUCAGUAUGUGAAAUUGAAGUAAUUUUAAAUGUGGAAUAUUUCAUUUUAUUUUGUUUUUGUUUUAAUGAAGUGAAAUUGUUUUUUCACAUUUUUAACAACUUCAGUGUCAGUGAGAUACUACAACUGCUACUAACUACUACUACUGCUACUGCUACCACUAGUAGUGCAGAAGUACCAUCCCUUUCACUUUGAUCUUGCUCCUUUGUUACAAUUGACAAUAUAGUAAAAGAAAAAUACAAAAUCUUUUACUGGACAAAGCUUUAGAGUGAAGACGUGUGGCGUUUCUUCAGUUCUGGUCAGGUUACUGGUGACACUGUCUUAUCUGUCUGAAGGAAGGAGCUAACUACACUCAAACUAACACAUAACACAUUAUUCAGUGUUAACAAACACAAACUUGAGAAUAAUAAGAGAAAGAGUUGUGUGUGUGUCUUUUUAUAAAGUGUAUGUAAACUUAUUUUUUGAAAUAAUUUUUUUAAAUUAUUUGUAUAGUAACAAAACUAAAUCAAGAUAACAAAAAUAAGACUUGCACACAAACAAACAUAUAUGCACAAAUACAUAUACACACAGUAUGUAUGCGUGUGUGUGUGUAUGUAUAUAUAUAUAUAUUAUAUAUAUAUAUAUUUUAAGUGUAUGUGAACUUCUGAUUAAAAGCUAACUAUUUCAGUGGAGUAGAUGAGAGAGUAGGUGCCAGUUGUACACAGCCCAAACACAGCAGCAGAGACGGGUGGAUGGGCCUCAGAGGAGCAGCACAAACAGGUGUUUUGAUUCCCUUCAUUGUUGUGUGACUGGCAGAGCAGCCCUUCCACAGAACAGUUUCAGACCCAGCAAGUUUUAGUUCUGUUUCAGUUCAGUUUCUCAGUGAAGCAGCAUCAGACAUGUUCAGUCUUUAAACAGCAGCAGAAGUUUGUUUUUAUAUAUUUGCCAUAGUGAGCAGGAUUGAAAUGAGCAUGUGCAUGGCUGGAACAUGAAUAACAGCUCGACCUGCCAUUGGCCAGAUAUUUCAUAGGCAAUAGAAGAGUCAUGACACAAUAGAUUCAUCAGUGAGACUGUGGGAAUAAGUCCUCAUUUGCAUGUUUUAUUAAUGAAUAAGCCCUCAUUUGCAUGUUUUAUUAAUGAAUAAGCCCUCAUUUGCAUGUUUUAUUCAAGAAUUUAAAUUGUGCUAUAGCUCUCUGAUCACGAUCCAACAUUGGAAGACCACUAGAACCAACUCCUACCUGAUUUUAAAAUAC
Molecule: messenger RNA, 3723 nt
Organism: Periophthalmus magnuspinnatus
Lineage: Eukaryota; Metazoa; Chordata; Actinopteri; Gobiiformes; Gobiidae
Exons: 5
Coding region: 45-755 (236 amino acids)
Source: RefSeq, a predicted model, not a curated record